AAUCGGUAGGGUUGGCAGGUCUGCAUACGUCAUGAUACGGGAAGUAAACAAACCAGAGAAGCAGUUGUCAUCACGCUCAUGAGACCUCACAUCCCGUGCCAUGACAGCUCGUGCAGAUCUCCCAUUGAGGGUGUCAAACCGGACAGUAACCCCCGCAGUGCCAUGGCUGAGGUGUUAGGACAUAGGAGCUUGUUGGGCUUUGGUGUUGUGUUGGCAUGGCUGGUGCUGUUCCACCUGCUGGUCAACAUCUGGCUGCUGUGCGUGUUCACCAGCCUGCUGGUGGUGCUCGGGGGCUGGCUCGGGUCACAGGCCGUCCUGGAGUCCAACAGUGUGGUUCACCUGGAGAGGUUCAUCACCAUGGAACAGGUUCCACCAACUGUGGAGGAUGAGCACAAAUUGGACCAGGAGAUUCACAACACUGUGAGGAAAAUCAUCAGGGACUUUGUCACCUCCUGGUACUCCACUGUGUCCUCUGAGAGUGGGUUCGAAACAGAGGUUCAAGAGGCUAUGAUCUCUAUGGCCAUGGAACUGAAAAUACGUGCUAGACAGCUCGACAGGAAGGAGCUGACCCAGAGGAUCCUGGAUCUGUUUGGCUGCCACCUGCAGGACUACAUCAGAGCCAAAGAGCUGCUUACCGAAACGCCUCGGACAGCAAAGUACAGCGGUGAGAGCGAGCAGCUGUGGAAAGCGUAUUCCAUGGUUACCAUGCCUCAUCUCGCCAUGAGCAGUGACACGAUGGAAGUCAACUACACCAGAGCGGUCACAGAUUUGUUGCUGCAUGUUUUGGUUCCUCCUCCUCACUUAGAGACCCGUACCGGCCGCUUCGUUGUUGGAGAACUAAUCACCUGCAACGUUAUGCUCCCUCUCAUUGCUAAACUGUCGGACCCGGACUGGUUAAACUUUCUCGUGAUCGGCUUAUUCAACAACUCCUGCAAACCACAGGAACCAAUUAAAUCAGAGCUACUUGCUUCAUCCCCAUCUCUACCACCACCGCCUGCUGAAUCCGAGCUUGCUCCACCGCAAGAGACCACAUACGUUCCCCAGAAGAAUAAUGAAGUUUCUGUGACUGAAGCUGUCAAAGAUGCAGAGAUGGCCUCGCCUGAGCAGGCAGCCUAUGAUGUGAUUGACUCCGAGGAGAUGAACGAGAAUAUAACUGAAGAAGAAGAACCCACUCUACCCUUUUUGAGGCGUUUCACGAGAGGAACCAAGUCAAACCCAUUUUACCAGGAGAACGACUCUGACCUGGACUCUCCUUCCGCUGACUAUAAGCAAAGUUCCAUUGAUUCCCUAGUCAUGAUCAGCCCAGAAGACAACAGUAAUGGUGGGGACCUGGAGGAUGUUUGCCCCAGUCCAGUGGAUGGUUCUUGUCCUAAAGUCCUGGUGAAUUCUGAACCGGUGGGGCAUCCUUAUGAUCUGUCGUCAGGUAGGAUGGCAGAGGGGACUCCUGGUAAUGGUAGACUUCAGGACGUGGACAAGGAGGGCAUUUCUCCUUUAGUAAAUCCAGCCAGAGAGUUUCUUCUGGGACUAGAGACCCCUGGGUUGGGGAAUCCCAAUGAGCUGACUGUCAGUCCGUUACAGGGCUCCUCCCCUAUACAGUCCUUCAGUUUUGAGCCCCUCAGCAGCCCUGAUGGACCGAUCAUGAUCCAGAACCUUCGCAUCACUGGCACCAUCACAGCCAAAGAGCACCGCGGCACCGGAUCACACCCCUACACCCUUUACACUAUCAAAUAUGAGACAGCAAUGUGCUGUGAGAACCCAGAAGGGGUCCAGCCGGGCUCUGAGGAGGCUGAAGUCCCCCCCUCAGGCUGUGACAAUCCAUCGCCCAUUCAGCAGGUGGCCUAUCACAUGGUCAAUAGACGAUACAGCGAGUUCCUCAACCUGCAAACACGGCUGGAAGAGAAAACUGAAGUACGGAAACUCAUCAAAGGUGUGAAAGGUCCAAAGAAAGUCUUUCCAGACAUGCCGUUUGGAAACAUGGACAGUGACAAGAUAGAGGCCAGGAAAGGACUUCUGGAGACCUUUCUUAAGCAACUUUGUUCCAUCCCUGAAAUCGCCAACAGUGUGGAGAUGCAGGAGUUUCUGGCUCUCAAUACAGACGCCAGGAUUGCCUUUGUCAAGAAACCUUUUAUUGUGUCACGCAUAGACAAGAUUGUGGUGAAUGCCAUCGUGGACACUCUGAAGACAGCGUUUCCUCGUUCUGAACCUCAGAGCCCGACAGAGGAUAACGAGUCAGAGAUGGAUGGAGGGAAAAUGAGUACAGACAAAAAGAGUUCUGACCAUUUCACUGGAUGGGAAGCCUGUGAGGGGUCAUGUCCCGCAUGGAGGGGUCUAGGACGGGACUACUCAGCGUAAAACUUCCUCUG
Notothenia coriiceps (black rockcod) is the source of this 2363-nucleotide messenger RNA. RefSeq names its product sorting nexin-19-like. Bases 79 to 2352 code for a protein of 757 amino acids. Lineage: Eukaryota; Metazoa; Chordata; Actinopteri; Perciformes; Nototheniidae. Gene Ontology annotation, molecular function: phosphatidylinositol binding. The record is from RefSeq and is a predicted model, not a curated record. Gene Ontology annotation, cellular component: intracellular membrane-bounded organelle. The transcript has 9 exons.